Messenger RNA from Caenorhabditis remanei, 681 nucleotides. RefSeq lists its product as uncharacterized. The transcript is spliced from 4 exons. The record is from RefSeq and is a predicted model, not a curated record. Lineage: Eukaryota; Metazoa; Nematoda; Chromadorea; Rhabditida; Rhabditidae. Bases 1 to 681 code for a protein of 226 amino acids.
AUGCAUCUUCUCCCGUCGAUUCUCAUACUAUCCUGCAUCCUACUCCACAUAGGCGCCGAUUUCCGUCCAUGUCCCUACAUGACACCAGAAUGCCGGUCAAAAAUGUUAGAGUUAAGAUCUCUCUUGACAUUCUUCCCCGACUUAUAUUACCCUCCACCACUGGAUAUGUACAAUCUGACUAAGUUGCUGUGCCAGGAAACAGAGUCUUGUCUUUCUCGUUGCGGGGCUUUGGAAGACUACCGGAACGCUUGUGAGUCUUUUGGUACUCAAGUACAUCAGUUCGAAUCACUAUGCGUCAAAGGUGCAUUGGAGGACACAGAUCCAUUAUUAAAAAAGAAAGUGUUCACUGAAGGCAAGGGUUGCUUCCUAAAUAUUUCAGAUCUUCACGACUGCAAAACAUACAUGCCAUUAAAAUACGACAUCCUAAUGUCCCAAUACCUUACUCCCUCAGAAGAUGGAAAAUGCAAUACUCCUUACGACAAGUUCCAGAAGUUUCAAUGCGAAGUGUUGCUAUGGAAAUUUGAUUUAACAAUUAAAACUAUGUAUGAUAAGAACUCACUCAACGCAACAAUGUUAGCUGAGAUGGCGCAGAGAAGCCAGAACUGUAUCGAUAACACCUGUCUGAUGAAACCUAUGAAAACCGGAAAGAUGAUGAAAUUGUUCAAUAAAACUUCGUUUUAA